UUUAAAAAUUUUAUUAUCAGUGUAGAAAAUAUUUUCAGACACUUAAAUAAUAUGUGGUGAGUGAGGUGGGAGAUCCUUGUACGCAAUUGGCGGAGCUUCCGAUGAGCGGCUGGUGGAAGUUACCAUGAAACUUCCUCCCCUCUUUCCUCGUCCCUUCUCAAUUUCCAAUUAAUAAUUUCAGCAAAUAUUUCCUCUACGUUUCUUCAAUUCAAUCCAACUCCCUUUCUUUUUCUUUUAAGAUCAUCUUCUCUUUCAUCACCUCCUAGCUAGGUUCAAACAGGUAAGAAUGGCAUGAAUCCGGUUUUGUCUCCCCCUAUCCACAACCUUUAUUAGCGUUUUCCUUCUUUUUUACAGAUUCAAUCCAACUCCCUUUCUUUUUCUUUUAAGAUCAUUUUCUCUUUCAUCACCUCCUAGCUAUGUUCAAACAGGUAGGCAUUCGAUCAAACAAUGGCUGGUAUGCUUCCUGGUGUUGAAUGUGCUAGAAGAAGACGGAUCCACCCCACGGGAGCCUUAUCUGAUUCACCAAGCCCUCCUCCUUAUCGCUUCACAAGGAAAUCCUCUUUUUGUUUGUAUACCACCAACCAGGAUACUCAUUCUUGUUUACAGCAAAGGAGCAUAUUAGAUGAGGCCUGUGAAGAUGAGGAGCUGGGAGGGAUAGCAAGAGAAGCUAAGAAAAGAUUAGAUGAGAGGUUGAGAUCACAACCUAAGAGGCAAAAUAGCAAUGAAAGUGGGAUGAAAGGGGAGUUGCAGUCAAAGAGGAAGAGUGUGAGUUGGCCCAAACUGAGUUGGAAGAAGUGUUAAACUUGACUUGUUGAAUCAAAUUCCAAAGGUAUUCCAACAGGUUGUACAACUUUUCUUUAGUGUACCCAAGAUUACUCUACUGCUUCUACACCAGUUACAGUCUCUCAUUUUGAUUGUUUUUGGAGAUAGAUUCUAUUAUAGAGUUUGGAAAUCCAUGAAUGGAUGUUGUAUUUCUUUUUUGGCUAAAUUGUGUAAAUAUGAUAUGAAAUUAUCAAAUAUAUUAAUAUUUAAAUAUUAGUAUGAUAUGUGUAAAUUAUCCUUAAA
This is a messenger RNA of Gossypium arboreum, 1065 nucleotides long. RefSeq lists its product as uncharacterized. NCBI's taxonomy places the organism in Eukaryota, Viridiplantae, Streptophyta, Magnoliopsida, Malvales, Malvaceae. The transcript is spliced from 4 exons. The coding region runs from base 448 to 801 and encodes 117 amino acids. The record is from RefSeq and is a predicted model, not a curated record.